Didymella exigua CBS 183.55 is the source of this 912-nucleotide messenger RNA. RefSeq lists its product as uncharacterized. The record is from RefSeq and is a predicted model, not a curated record. Bases 1 to 912 code for a protein of 303 amino acids. Lineage: Eukaryota; Fungi; Ascomycota; Dothideomycetes; Pleosporales; Didymellaceae. The transcript is spliced from 2 exons.
AUGAGCUUUUCUCACCUUCUCACCGACCCUGCUCCGCCUGCGGGCGCUACUCCCAAGCUCGCCGCCGAAGUUCCGGUUCUCGAACCGCCUUCAACUCCAAAGCGAGACCCUUCACCCCGCAAGGAUGAGCUUACUAGCCCCACCGACACUGUCAUGUCCGAGAUGAUCGAGCUCCCCGAGGAGGUCGACACGCCUGACGCUGGUGAACAGGUCACUCUGCCCGCCGUCGACGAUGACCUAGUCGAGCGUGAGUUCAUUUGCAUGAAUGAUGAGUACAGCAAGUGUCGCACUGGCCAGUACACUCUGGCGCUCUCCCGCAAGGUCAUCUCUGACCACUUUGGUCGCAACAAGGCUUGUACCCGAGAUAUUACUGACUGGCCUCUGUUCUGUCGCAAGCAUUAUCAGCGUGCUACCUACAACAAGACACUUUGGCAGGUUCGCAAGGUCAAGCUCAUUCUCCGCCAGUUCGAUGUCAUUGAAGCCGAAUUUCCUGGUACCACGUACGACAUCACGUUGAAGAAGUCUGAAGAGGACCGCAUAAACGAUUUCUCACGCAAGGUCGCCCAAGGCUUGAGCGCAGAGAACGCUGCGGCCGCCGUAGCACCCGUUCCUGGCAAGGCAUUCGAGGCGCCAAUCGAUGUUCUCCGCGAGCUCGAUCAAUACAUCGGCAAGGGAAAGACUUCGUCAGAAGUCAAGGACACCAUGGACGUCAUCUCUCAGAUGCUGCAAGAGAAUGAGACUGAGCAAGUUCCGUCUAUCGAGUUUCUCCCUCAGCUCCCAGGCAAGGCCACUACUCCCAAGAAGUCUCCAGCCAAGUCGCGCCUUCCCAAGUCACCGUCCAAGUCUCCUUAUAAGCGCAGUUCUCGUACCUCUGGCCGCGGAGGCGUCAAGAAACCCAGCCAGAAGGCUUAG